UUUGCUUUCGAUGUGAGAUUCGGAUUCGCUUCUGCAUCACUCGUUUGCUUUCAUGGCGAGAAAACUACGGAUUCGCUUCUGCAUAGGCUAUAAAUCCAGCGUGCUACUCUUCUUCUUCCUUGUACCUCUGGAUUGCUGCUCUCCUUCACGCGAACACCUCAUGUCACUUGAGAAGGACCUCGGCUUCUUGGCCGGAGAGGUGCAAGAGCUGAAGUGCAAAAGAGAGGCCGUCAGCCGAGAGGUGGAAGUGGCAAAAGUUCGGGGGCUCGAGCCCAAGCGCAGAGUGAUCGAGUGGAUGAAAUCCAUUCAACAACUUGAAACAGAAACCAGAUCGCUGAACGAGGAGUUCAGCAGGUUGAAGAGGAGGGGCGCUUGCAGCAGCCUCUCUGCGAAUUUGUCUUCCUCCAGCGAGCAGCUUAGAAGAAAAGCCGAGAUAGCAGUCGCGACCGCGGGGAAGCUGAAACGGAACGGCAAAUUCCGCAAGUUGGCCUUGCCCGAUGAAACGCUCGUCCCAGACGAGGCGUUCGAGCAGCUCCGACGACAUGCAAGCGACGGCAGCGUGAGCUUCAUCGGGGUCCACGGGAUGGGUCUGGCGGGCAAGACGGCACUCCUGAGAAGUCUCUACGAUGACUUCCUGAAACGCCAAACGGAUUAUGACGUGGUUAUCUACCUCGAGGUACGUGGUGAAGUGAUGGACGUCCAGAGCUCGCUCUGCAAACAACUGAGCUUGCCGUGUCCAGAAACGCAGAUCGAGAGAAGAGACCUGCUUUUCGGCGUCCUAAGUAAGUCGAACUUCGCACUCUUGCUGGACGACUUGUGGGAACCGUUGAAUUACGAGCUCGUGGGAAUUCCAAUUCCCAAUCCGUCCACGUCCAAGAUCAUCGUCGCAUCCCGACUGGAGGACGUUUGCAGUAGGAUGGGUGCACAGAAGACGAUCGAAGUGGAAGGCCUUGCGGAGGAGCAGGCCUGGGAUCUCUUCCAGUCCACUCUGUGGGGGAAGGAACCCAACAACGUGGACAUGAUCAUAAUCUAUCGCGCUAAAGCGAUGGUGUACAAGUGCGGUGGAUUGGCCGCGGCACUCGUCACCACCGCUCGAGAAAUGAAAGACCAAAAGACAUCCGAGGAAUGGAAGGAGAAAGGCCACAUCAUGAAGAAUGCACCCCACGAGCUUCCAGGUAUGGAAAAAGAAGUUCUUGGUCCUCUCAAACGCAGCUACGAUCGUCUGUCCGGUGAAUUGCAGAAAUGUGCCUCCUGCUUCGCGCUACAGGCAGAAGGGCGCCCCAUCAGAAAGGACCUACUUAUGGAACUAUGGAUAGCCGAAGGGAUCAUAGCCGACUUUGAGAACAUCGGCGAUGCCAUGAGCAGGGCGUCGCGUUUGCUGCAGGAGCUGACUGCAGCGUCUUUGAUAAAAAGGCUGGAUGACGAGACCUUCGAGAUGCACCCCAUGGUUCGUGCCAUGAUACUGUGGGUUGCAAAUGGCUGCGAGGAAAGGAAGAACAAAUGGUAUGUACGAGUCAAAGAAUGGGCGAAAGAAACGCCAGACGCUGGCAUUUGGAACGUCGCGGAGAGAAUAGCACUGUCUGGGAACGUAAUAGAAACUCUACCGGACAAUCUGGAUUGUCCUAAGUUGGUUUAUUUGGAUCUUGGAAACAAUCGACGACUCGAGCCGAUACCAGAUGGCUUCUUCGGCUGCAUUCCGUGCCUCAGGGUCCUAAAUCUGCAACAUGUUGAUAUAGAAACGAUUCCGGCAAACAUUGGCCAUCUGGUCCAUCUGGAAUAUCUUAGUCUGUGUGGCACGAGAAUCGAGUCUCUGCCAUCGAGCAUUCGAGACCUGGUAAAUUUGAAGCAUUUGAUAUUGCUAUCGACGAAUUCCUUGAGGGAUAUUGCCGGUGGAAUAAUGUCAGGGCUGGAGAAACUGAUGUGGCUGCAUAUGAUGGACAGCUAUAGUGGAUGGUCGACGGGAGAGGCCAGAGAGAUGGGGUCGUCGUUGGGAGAGCUGGAAGGCUUGGAUGAUCUAAGGGUUCUUGGCAUCACCAUCGCCACAGAGGCUGCUCUUCAAGGACUCUGUGGUUCACGACGGCUAGCAAUGCGCACGCACUGGCUCCAGAUAGAAGACUGCGACGGAUUGACCAGUUUCACAAUUCCAUGCUCGUUUUCUCUCGGGAAAGCCAUGCUCAAUUUGAUAGAGCUCCGACUGCACAAAUUACAUGAGCUAAAAGAGGUGGUGUUUAGUGAGAGUGAUGCUGCGCUUUCGAAUCUAAAACGCCUUCGUCUCUCGGAUCUACGGAGAGCCAAGCUCACCUGGGCGGGCAGCUGCCUUCAGAACCUCGAGGAGUUGGAGAUUGAAGAGUGCAACGGAAUAGGUCCUGCACUGAUAGAACUGGAGGACGAGGGGGCAAUGGAUGGCUUGCAGACCAUCACUAUCCUCCCUGAUCUCAAACGAAUCAAGCUCGAGAAUUUGCGGAGGUUGCAGAGCCUGAGCCAUGGGGCUGGAGUAUUUGCGUUUCGGAGGCUGGAGACCAUGGAGGUGGCAGAUUGCCCCAAGCUCAACAAGCUGAGCUUGGUUGCCCCGGAGCUGAAAGAGAUCAGAUGCGAGGUGCGGUGGUGGCGGCAGCUGGAUUGGAAGGACGAACGAACCAAGUGCUUCGACAAGCUCUUCAAACCGCUGUAGCUUCUUCGUUUCCGCCGCCGGAGACCAUGGCUUCCACGGAUGUGACGUGAGUGCAUGUGCUGUCCGAGUUGUGUGUGAGUGUCUGCUUGCGAGUUGGUUUUGUGUUGUGCUUGGCGUGCGAAGCUAAACUACCUUAUCAAAUGCUGGUUUUGAUUCUAUUUUAGCCAUUGAAGCCAAAUGUAAUAAAUGGAUGGAUGCAUGGGAGAUGGAACUCAUCAUUAUUUUGGUUCA
This is a messenger RNA of Musa acuminata subsp. malaccensis (wild Malaysian banana), 2902 nucleotides long. Its product is annotated as disease resistance protein RPS2. Gene Ontology annotation, molecular function: ADP binding; protein binding. NCBI's taxonomy places the organism in Eukaryota, Viridiplantae, Streptophyta, Magnoliopsida, Zingiberales, Musaceae. The record is from RefSeq and is a predicted model, not a curated record.